This is a messenger RNA of Mesocestoides corti, 372 nucleotides long. The record is from the annotation of a GenBank genome assembly. Lineage: Eukaryota; Metazoa; Platyhelminthes; Cestoda; Cyclophyllidea; Mesocestoididae.
AUGGCAGACCACGGCGAAAUUAAUUAUAACGAACCAGUCGGCAAGUGGCUCUGCUGCUACUUCUUCCACAAACGACCGCGCGCCAAUGACGACGAGUUGGCUGGUCAGCGGGAGGGUGCGCGGGAGGACGUGGUGUUGGAAUGCAAGGCCCGGAAGGUUGCCCGGAUUCUCUACUUUAGAGACGACGCGGCUACGCAACGGAGGAGGCGCGAGGCCGACCUCAAGGUGCUCGAGUUGGAGCGUCAGAAAGUUCCCCUCAAAUUUCGAAUGUACCAGUGGGGUAAACCAGCACCGACCGCCUUCACCGAAAGACUGAUGCGACAUGAGGCUAGGCUUGCUCUUUGCAGAACCUUUGAUGAUUUUCUUAAAUGA